CAUCCAUCCACGUCUAUUAACCCAGAACCCCUCUCCCUCUCUCUCCGUGCUCCGUCGAUGGCGACUCUGUUAGCUUCCUCGCGAACAAGCCUUCAACAUCUUAAUCUUCCAGUAUCACCACUUCCUUAUUCUUCUUCUUGUUCGGAUUCAGCAAUCUAUUUGCUCUGCUCGAAGAAGCCCGGGAUAGCAACAUUGUUGUCGGAGAAAUCGGAAUUUCUGAGCCCGUUCAAGUAUCAGAAAUGCAAGGAAAUCAAGCCCACGAAGGGCCUUCGAGGCAGCUCUCUCAUGGUUCGGAUGAUGGCAUGGGACUCUCCGCUCUCCUCAGUCAAACUGAUCAUUCAAGGCAAAAACUUGCAGCUCACUGAGACUGUGAAGCAGCAUGUGGAAGAGAAGGUAGGGAAGGCAGUACAGAAGCACAGUCAUUUGGUGAGGGAAGUUGAUGUCAGGUUGUCUGUUCGAGGUGGAGAGUUCGGGAGAGGCCCAAGGAUUCGCAGAUGUGAGGUUACUCUGUUUACUAAGAGGCAUGGAGUGGUUCGUGCGGAGGAAGAUGCAGAGACAAUAUAUGCCUGCAUAGAUUUGGUCGCCUCUAUCAUUCAGAGGAAGCUGAGGAAGAUUAAGGAGAAAGAGUCUGAUCAUGGACGGCACAUGAAGGGCUUCAAUAGAUUAAAAAUCAGAGAACCCGUGCCUCCUGUGGGCGUUGUUGAAGAUGAAGAUGCAGAUGCAGUUGUAGAUGCUGAUGCUGUCCCCCAGCAAGAAGAAGAUGAAAUUUUUGAUGAGAUUGUUCGGACAAAGUACUUCGAUAUGCCACCUUUGACUGUUGCUGAAGCCAUUGAGCAGCUUGAAAAUCUUGAUCAUGACUUCUAUGGUUUCCGAAAUGAAGAAACCGGUGAGAUAAAUAUUUUGUACAAGAGAAAGGCAGGAGGUUAUGGUCUUAUCAUACCAAAAGGAAAUGGUGAAGCCGCGAAAGUAGAGGCUGUGGUGGUAGAACCAGCUAAUGUAUCUUCAUUAACAGAAUGAGUGGGAGAAGGCAGAUAAUUUUGUUAGAUGAAGGUAGUAAGCCUAUAUUGUGGAAUCAUCCCUGAAUUUUGAUGGCAACAGUCUCAUGGAAACCAGGACAUGCAGAUCGCAGCACGGGGCUGGGAUUUUUAUUUUUUUUGAGUGAUGCGUUUACUUGAUUUUAUUGCUGUUUAGAGUUUGCCGGAGUUGAGCUCUACCGUUUUGCACCCAAUAAAAUAGCGAACCAACAAAACUGUGUAAUCGUCCCAGAGUGCAUGUACAAGAAUUAGCGCAGUUGUCUUCUGACUAACAGGUUUUGAUGCACUCCAGGCCUGCUAGCGCUUCUACAUUGCUCUACUUAUUGCAUGGUGUUUUUUUUUUUUU
Messenger RNA from Tripterygium wilfordii, 1380 nucleotides. Its product is annotated as ribosome-binding factor PSRP1, chloroplastic. NCBI's taxonomy places the organism in Eukaryota, Viridiplantae, Streptophyta, Magnoliopsida, Celastrales, Celastraceae. The record is from RefSeq and is a predicted model, not a curated record. The transcript is spliced from 5 exons. Gene Ontology annotation, biological process: negative regulation of translational elongation; primary metabolic process. Gene Ontology annotation, molecular function: ribosomal small subunit binding. Gene Ontology annotation, cellular component: cytosolic small ribosomal subunit. The coding region runs from base 58 to 1017 and encodes 319 amino acids.